This is a messenger RNA of Volvox carteri f. nagariensis, 2525 nucleotides long. RefSeq lists its product as uncharacterized. Gene Ontology annotation, biological process: glutaminyl-tRNA aminoacylation; translation. The transcript is spliced from 22 exons. The record is from RefSeq and is a predicted model, not a curated record. Lineage: Eukaryota; Viridiplantae; Chlorophyta; Chlorophyceae; Chlamydomonadales; Volvocaceae. Gene Ontology annotation, cellular component: cytosol; cytoplasm. Gene Ontology annotation, molecular function: ATP binding; glutamine-tRNA ligase activity. Bases 1 to 2340 code for a protein of 779 amino acids.
AUGUCAUUAUUCAUGGGAAUUGGUUUGGAGGAGACUGUCGCAAAAAAUGCGACACGAAAUGCCAAGUUUUCAAAGACCCUUGAGGAGGUGAUCCAUGAAGCGGGCGCAGCAUCAGGCUGUCCAAAGGCGAAAGGCAAUCUGCUUUACACAGUUGCCAGCAAGUUCCCCGCAAAUGCGCUCUGUCACCGACCCAUGCUUCUGGGCUACAUCAUGUGUGAGCACAUGAAGUCUAAUGCCCAGCUGGAUGGUGCCUUUGAGUACCUGCGAAAGGUGGGAACUACGGAGGUUGACAAGAAGGCGCUGGAGGAGGCCAGCGGGGUGGGCGUCGUGGUGACGCCGGAGGAGAUUAAGGCAGCUGUGGCUGAGGAGGUGGAGGCGAACAAAGAGAAGCUGCUUGCCGAGCGGUACCGGGUGAACAUGAACAUGCUACUGGGCGGCGUAACGCGGAAGCUGAAGUGGGCGGAUGGAGCGGCGGUGCGCGCAGCCCUGGAGGCCGCCGUAGAAGCGCUUCUGGGCCCCAAAACGGAGGCUGACCUGGCGCCGCCGGAGCCUAAGAAGAAAGCCAAGGCGCCCGCUGCCAAGGUAGGGCCUAGGGCCACCCCUGCCGCCCCAGCCCCGUCCGACGACCCGUACUCGUUCCUUCCCGUCCCCGAAGUCAACAACGGCGUGCACACAACCGUCAACUUUUCAGACGGGCGCAUCAUGCGGAUCGCCAACACGCCUGAGGCCCUCGCAGCCCACUUGUCUCGCACGUCUGGCAAGGUGGUCACUCGCUUCCCACCAGAGCCCAACGGCUACCUGCACAUCGGACAUGCCAAGGCGAUGUUUGUGGACUUUGGCAUGGCGAAGCAGUACGGCGGCGUGUGCUACCUGCGGUACGACGACACCAACCCGGAAGCGGAGAAGCUCGAGUACAUCCAGCACAUCGAGGAGAUUGCUGGCUGGAUGGGCUGGGAGCCAUGGAAGAUCACGUACAGCUCCGACUACUUCCAGCAGUUGUACGAUUUUGCCGUACAGCUGAUUAAAUCGGGCCACGCUUAUGUUUGUCAUCAGACCAAGGAGGAGAUUGAGGCCUCCCGUGAGAAGCGCGAGCCCAGCCCCUGGCGGGACCGGCCCAUUGAGGAGAACCUGCGCCUGUUUGAGGACAUGCGGAGGGGUCUGGUAGACGAGGGCAAGGCCACGUUGCGUAUGAAGAUGGACUACAAGAACGAGAACUUCAACAUGUUUGACCUGAUCGCCUACCGCAUCAAGUUCGUGCCGCACCCUCACGCCGGCGACAAGUGGUGCAUUUACCCGUCGUACGACUACACGCACUGUCUGGUGGACUCCCUGGAGGAUAUCACCCACUCGCUCUGCACGCUCGAGUUUGAGACGCGGCGGGCAUCGUACUACUGGUUGCUCGAGGUGCUGGAUUUGUACAAGCCGGUGGUUUGGGAGUACUCGCGCCUCAACAUCACCAACAACGUCAUGUCGAAACGCAAGCUCAACAAGCUUGUCAUGGGCGGAUUCGUUAACGGCUGGGAUGACCCGCGGCUGCUCACACUUGCAGGCCUGCGGCGUCGUGGCGUGAACCCCACCGCAAUCAACGCCUUCUGCCGUGAUAUCGGCAUCACCCGCAAUGAGAACAUCAUCCACAUGCACCGCUUGGAGCACUUCAUCCGGGCGGACUUAGACGCCAACUCGCCGCGGGCGCUGGCUGUGCUGCGGCCGCUGAAGGUGGUUAUCACCAACAUGCCCGAGGGACACUUCGAGGAGGUGGAGGCCAAGACCUUCCCUGGUCGCGACAACAGCGAGUCGUACAAAGUGCCGCUCACGCGUGUGGUGUACAUUGAGGCCACUGACUUUAGGCUCAAGGACGAGAAGGAUUACUACGGGCUGGCGCCCGGCAAAUCGGUGAUGCUGAGGUACGCAUACCCCAUCACGUGCACGUCGUACACCCAGGACCCCUCUACGGGCGAGGUUUCGGAGCUGGCGGCUACGUACGAUCCGGAGCAUUACACGGCUGGCCGCAAGCCUCCCAAGGGAGUGCUCAACUGGGUGUCGCAGCCCGCGCCAGGCCAGGAGCCACACAAGUUCGAGGCCAGGUUGUACGAGACGCUGUUCAAGAGCGAGGAUCCAGGGUCCAUGGAGAACUGGCUCGAGGAUCUUAACCCGCAAAGCCUGGUCAAGCUGAGCGGCUGUGUGAUGACGCCACGGCUGGCGGGUGCCAAGGUUGGCGACCGCUUCCAGUUUGAGCGGUUGGGCUACUUCGCAGUGGACCCAGACUCUACAGCGGAGACCCUCGUGUUCAACCGCACGGUGACGCUCAAGGAGUCCAAGCCCGUGUCACUCAAGAAAUGAGCCGGUUGCAACGUAGCGGGCGCCAUGCCCUUCCUUCCGCAACCACUCCACCCGUCCAUCUUGCUUUCAGAAGACUUCCUCCCUGGUAUUAUAACUCUAGUGGUCAGCCCGCAGGUGGGCGGAGAACACAGCAGCUCCUAAGCGGCACGGGUGCUGCUGUCCUUCCGCCUUUCGCUCUUUCAGCC